GGUAGGACUGUGUUAGCCUUCAGGGAAGACAGGAGAAAGAACUGGUUGUUACAACAGGCCAACAAGGUAGAACCAAAAAGACAGCAGAAAGAAUGGACUGAGAAGAGUCCCCAGUGGUGGUGACCUGCAACAACAUGGCCUACAUGUGCAACAAGUGCAAGAUAGCAGCCCUGUUACAAGAAAAAGUAAGAGUGGUAGAGCAGCAAUUGUCUGCCCUCAAGAUAUAAACGAUGAAGAUUUUUUAGGCAAAGCACUGGAACUGCAACAUCUAAGAGUAGUACAGAAGCUAGAGUUGCAACAGCAGGCUGAGGCACAGAAGAGGAGAAUCCUGAGGGAAGGGAAAAGGAGGAGGAAAGUCUGGAAAAGGGUGACAGUGAGACUGGUGGGCAUCCUGCCAUGCAAUUCAUUCCAUGCAAUACUGAACAAGAGGCUAAAGGUCAACCAAGUAGUAACAAUGAUUCCAAGGCUUGCAAGAACAAGAAGAGUAUUAGUUGUGGGAGACUCCUUGUUGCAUGGAUGGAAACACAUGUAUGUCAAGAAGAACCAUGGACUCAGCAGCUAUUUUUAUUUCUGGGUUACCUCGUCAGAACAUUGGUGCAUGAAUGGCAACGGCAGAUGACCUAAAAUUUCAAGAAUUUGAUGAUGCAGCCAACUUGUUGGCAGCAAAUCCAGAUGCUGUGACAAUAAGCAUUGAUGAACCUGCUGAGAAACCCAAGAAAAAGCAUGGACAUCUGCAAGAUUCUGGGAGAGAGGAGGAUGAUGAGCUAUUGGGAACAGAUGAUUCUGACAAAACUGAGCUACUUGCUGGGCAGAAGAAAAGUGCCCCGUUCUGGACAUUUGACUAUUACCAAACAUUUUUUGAUGUGGAUACCUACCAGGUCCUGGAUAGAAUCAAAGGCUCUGUUUUUCCAGUACCAGGGAAAAACUUUGUAAGGCUUUACAUUCGAAGUAAUCCUGAUCUUUAUGGUCCCUUUUGGAUAUGUGCCACAUUAGUCUUUGCCAUUGCUAUCAGUGGCAACCUUUCAAAAUUCUUCCUCCAACUGGGCAAUCGUAAUUUUCAUUAUGUGCCUGAGUUCCGGAAAGUGUCCAUAGCUGCUACAGCCAUCUAUGCUUAUGCUUGGUUAGUUCCUCUAGCUCUCUGGGGAUUCCUUAUGUGGAGGAACAAUAAAGUUAUGAACAUUGUCUCCUACUCAUUUCUUGAGAUUGUGUGUGUUUAUGGCUAUUCACUCUUCAUUUAUAUUCCAACAGCGAUUUUGUGGAUUAUUCCGCAGAAAGCUCUCAGAUGGGUUUUGGUGGUAUUUGCUCUGUGUCUUUCAGGAUCUGUCUUAGUGAUGACAUUUUGGCCUGCAGUUAGAGAUGACAGCCGAAGAAUUGCAAUUGCUACAAUUGUGACACUUGUACUUUUCCAUGCCUUGCUUGCUGUUGGUUGCUUGGCAUACUUUUUUGAUGACCCUGAACUGAAUGAAUUAACACCAACUCUAUACAAUGGAACAGUAGGAACAACAAAGACUCGGUAAUUAAGAAAAACUCCAAGAAGAAAAGAUGUAAUUAGCGCACAGUGACUUUUGAUCUGUAGCACAUCUGGAAGCAUCCAUGGUCUUCAAGUCCAACAUUGUUACCUUCCCACACACCUAAAGAAUGGGCAGCAGCAGUUUCCCUAUAUGGGAAAAACUCAGAUGUAGUCGAGUGAAGGAUAAACUAGUUACCUGUUCCUAGUGUCAUGGUCUUUUAGAACCAGGUUUUGCUCACAUCUGUAGCUUGGUUCCAUUCUGAGUUUUAAUUCUUGGUUACCAUAGGACAUAAUAUUGGAAACUGGCUUAUCACUCUUCUCUCUUUAGACAGUUCAUUAAAUGAUAGACAGCUAAUUUAAAAAUCACUGUUUCCAUAAUUCAGUAUGCUUGCUUCAGUAUCCAUGUGGGUAAAUGUCAUAAAUGUGAUCAAUUUUUGCUUCCAGAUGAAUAGCCUUACUGAUAUUGAAAUAGGAUAUGUGGGGACUUGAAUGGGAAAUUUGGUUGAAUUCAGAAUAUAUCAUAUGGAAAUAACUAGAGUGUCUUUGGUAAUACAUGGUGCUUUACUUGUACCAGAUAAGGUUUUUUUUUUAAAUUUAAUUUAAAGAUAAAUUGCAAAGGGGUGAGCAAAUUGUCUCUUAAGGUGGCCCUUGGCAAGAAAUUAUUUCAGAACUCUGGCAGGAGUCCUUCUUCCAGCAGCCAGCCUCCUUAUGUGAGGCAGAAGAGGGGUGUCCAGGACAAAGGAGUGACUUGACCCACUUUUGGCUUUAGCCCCAAUAUGUUGUUCCUGAGAAUGCAGCCUUAUCAAGGGUUAGUAUAGUUGGGCACCUGCUGCAGGCCCACACCACAGCAGGAACCCACUGUCAACCCCUCGAAUUGCUCUGCCUGCUCAGGCAACAGGUUGCAGUGGGGGUCACCUGCAUCUGGCUGUGGGUCAGACAAUAGCAGUGGUGAGGAGCAGCAGCAGCAGAUGUCACUCUCUGCUGGCUGAUUGGCGCUCUGGGUGACAUGGACGUGGUAACAAGGAUGAGAAAGGAUGAAUAGCAGCUGGUGACAGUGCAGUGAUGCCACAGACUCACCUUGGGAGGGGCCUGUUGAGAAUGCCUUGCAGAAGGGCCCUCAAACCCUGGAGCCAGCCCUGCCUCUCCUUGUGGGAGAACUUGAUCAACUGGACCUUCUAUACUUUGAAUAAUCCUUAUAUUCUCAAUACUAGCUGCUAAACUUUUCACCCUUACAGCUGCAUCUAUUUCUUCAUCUGUGCAAUAUUGUUUUAUUGGGGCUUUCCAGUACUAUCAAAAGAACAGCCAAAAGAUCUGAAGGAAACAUCAGUGAAACAUUCUGAAUUCACAGUAGCUGACAGUUGAAUGACCAACUACUAACGGACUUUAUUGAAAUUCUGCUUUGUUGAAGCAAAAGGUGAAAUAGGUUUCAAUGCUGUAGAUUUUAACUGUCCUGAUGUAUGAUUUUUUUUAAAUCUUCUGCAUAACUUCAGUGUUUGUCAUCAAAUAAAACUGACUUGAAAUACUA
Molecule: messenger RNA, 3035 nt
Organism: Varanus komodoensis (Komodo dragon)
Lineage: Eukaryota; Metazoa; Chordata; Lepidosauria; Squamata; Varanidae
Gene: YIPF1
Product: Yip1 domain family member 1
Exons: 10
Coding region: 603-1517 (304 amino acids)
Biological process (GO): vesicle-mediated transport
Cellular component (GO): Golgi apparatus; membrane
Molecular function (GO): small GTPase binding
Source: RefSeq, a predicted model, not a curated record